Messenger RNA from Pieris macdunnoughi, 873 nucleotides. Lineage: Eukaryota; Metazoa; Arthropoda; Insecta; Lepidoptera; Pieridae. The record is from the annotation of a GenBank genome assembly.
AUGAACGAUAAUGAAUCCUGGACAUCCAAAGACGCCCUUUAUCGGGAUCUUGCCAGGGCUCAAGGAGGAGCUCCUAUAGCAAUAACUGACCCUUUGCUAUACCACGAAACACCCUCAAGAGAAUAUGACGAUGAAAUGGAUUUGGAAUACCAAUUUAAAGAUGCUAGUGCAACAACAGACUAUAGUGAAGGCCCUGAUUUACAAAUGAUUAUGCAAAUGCUGGAAAUGGUGAAUGAUUAUGACGUCACACCUGAGAGUCAACCUGUUGAAAUCAGCAAACUAAAUCCGUUAUCUAAAGUCUUUGUGCCUGAAUCUUCUGGAGAUGCCUCAGAUAAAGAAAUAGAGCAGAAAAUUACAAAAAAGAAAAACCGUAAUGCCGCAAUUGAGUCCAUAAUUAAAGCACAACAAGAAUCUUUAGAUCUAAGUGAAAAAAGCAAAUACAAACCCAUAUCUUUAGAAAAUAAAUCAAAAACUGAAAAUAUUAUGCAAAGUAUAACCAUUGAAAAAAAACAAAAUGGACUAAAACCUAUUGUAUAUAAUAGUAGUAUGGCAUCGAGUAUGUUUAAGAAGAAAACAGUAUCAAAUAAGUCAAAUAAAAGUCCACAUACUUCAAAAGUAUCUCCAGAAAUACUUAAAACCAAUACAUUUGUUCCUUCAGAAGUAGCGAGUUCAUAUUAUGAGAAAUUUGUUGAAUUUAAUGAGGCAAAGGAAGAAAAAUACAACAUUUGGACCGUGGUAGAAAAGAAGAUAAAGGAAUCAGAGGAAAGAAAACGCCGCGAAGCAGAGUUAGCUGCCUCAAGUUGCACAGAGAAAUCUGGAGAAGCUUCUCCACCUUUGGUGCAGGAGUCUAGCAAUGAAGAACAAGAACGAUAG